Sinocyclocheilus anshuiensis is the source of this 2875-nucleotide messenger RNA. RefSeq names its product transmembrane protein 248-like. The coding region runs from base 258 to 1205 and encodes 315 amino acids. The record is from RefSeq and is a predicted model, not a curated record. The transcript has 7 exons. Lineage: Eukaryota; Metazoa; Chordata; Actinopteri; Cypriniformes; Cyprinidae.
AGAAGUGAAAGUAACGCGAUUGGUUCGGCUGGUUCCUAAACACAGAAAACAUCAGUUUCCGUCAACCAGCAGCUCGCUAUAGACGCAAAGGCUAAAUAAAACCGUGUUUUGAGAAUAUAGCGCACCUGCAAAUAAUGGGAAGGAGUGUUGUGCACUCCUAUACCGCUGUCAGCUGUGUGUUUGUCGCUCAGGCCCGUUAGGCCCGAGUCAGUUAGCGUUAGCUGCCUGGAGCUGUCGUUCACGCUCGCGGGGGCAAAAUGGUGGUGUUGUUGAAUCCACUGGAGAAUCUAAAGACCUACAUAAGUAACCGUCCACCGCUGGUCAUUUUUAUGGUCAGCGUCAGUGCUGUGGCUAUCGCUUUCCUCACUAUAGGAUACUUCUUUAAGAUCAAGGAGAUUAAAUCACCUGAAAUGACUGAGGAUUGGAACACCUUCCUUCUCCGAUUCAACGAGCUUGACUUUUGCAUCUCAGAAAACGAGACCCUCAAGCACAGCUUGAAUGAGUCAAUCUCUCCAGAGAGCACAGUGACCAGCAGUCAACCGCGAUCCAGCACCCAGUCACCACCCCUGCUGGAGGACCCAGGUCCGAUCAACAUCUCUGUGCCCAUCACAUUGACACUGGAUCCGCUGAGGCCAUUUGGGGGCUACUCACGCAAUAUUACCCACCUUUAUGCCAGUGUGCUUGGGCAGCAAGUUGGCCUUGCUGGCAGAGAGGCCCAUGAAGAGAUGAACAUCACUUUCACUCUGCCGGUAGCCUGGAACUCAGAUGACUGCGUUCUGCAUGGUCGUUGUGAGCAGAUGGUCUUCAGCACCUGUCUGACCAUCACAGCAGCAAGUAAUGUCUUCCCAGUCACAGUGCAGCCACCUCACUGUGUCCCAGAGACCUACAGCAAUGCCACAUCCUCGUACAAGAUUUUCACCACAGCACGAGAUUCAGAAACUAAGUACACACUGGAGUACAAUCCGUUUUGGUGUUACAAAGGUGCCAUUGGGAAGGUGUAUCACACACUGAAUCCCAAGCUCACUGUCAUCGUUCCAGAUGACGAUCGCUCUCUCAUUAACCUGCACCUCAUGCACACCAGCUACUUCCUGUUUGUGAUGGUCAUCACAAUGUUCUGCUAUGCAGUCAUCAAGGGCAGGCCAGGCAAAGUUCGACAGAACAACCCAGAUUUCUGUUCAGAAAAGGUGGCCUUGUCUGCGGGAUAAACGGGGGUUUGAAGGUGGACAUCUGAACCGAAGCAUAUCGCAAAGGGAAGUGAGAAAACUACAUGUUGCCUACUGAACCCAGGAGAAGGGUGCAAAAAAAAAAAAGAAGCUCUGUGAAUGCAUUACUCUGCAAUGUUGGGUCACUCCAACCAAAGACUUUUAAGUGCCUGUAUCUACUGUGUAAAUAAUUCUAGGACUCUUAAAUUCAGUACAGAAGCAGUCUGCCUGAGCUUCCCCCUGCACCCUGUGCCAUCCUGUAUAUGUUCAGUAUAUCCAGUAUCAACAGAGGACAGUGUUUGACUAGAGCUGUUCAGAUGGGCAAUAUCACCUCCACUAAAUCCGAUCCCUUUUCACACUCGCUCUUUGUGUUCUUGAUCAAAACACUUCCUGUUUGAUUUCUCUGGAAGUGACCUUUGCCUUGCCAUUCCUCUCGUGUCUCUUUGAGGACAGGAAGAUGUGUGGAUCUCUGCCAUGUACCGUGAUCAACCUGCUGGUCAUGACCUUUGGACGAGUUCUGCUAGAGAUAACCGCAGGCUUCUGUAUGACAUGCUUCUUUUAUCAUCGGAACCCACGGUUUUAUUGUGAACAUGUCUGACUGAGAUGCCCGACUGGAAGUUGACGCAGCGCUCGAUUAAAUUCCUCUUAAAAGCAAAUAAAAACAUAAAACAUCUUACUCAGAAUGUCACCAUGUUAGUGAGUCGAGAUAAGAUGCCUGCUCUUGGAUCGAUGGAUUUGUUUGUUGAAAUCUGAAUUAACGCAAUGAUUAAUGGCUUUGGCUUCAUAUUUCUGAACACUUCAAAUUAAUGUAUUUGUAAAAUCAGCAAAUUAACAGCAAUGAUGCAGCAUCGCUCUCUUGUAUAUUUAACAUUGUAGUUUAAAAAAUGUAAAUCAUUACUGUAGAUAUUUUUUGUAAUCACAUUACCUGUCUUCGUUUUCCAGUUUUGUUUUUACAAAACCAUUUGUACCUUUAUCCAUUUCUCUACCAUCCAUUGUGUUGCCUUUUUAUUGUUACGUUUCAUGCCUCAUUUGAUGCGUAAGCUAUGCCUCCGCAAUAUCUGACCUGUCUUUUUGCCUUCCAAAUCUUAUUUUGUUAUUCUUAUUGUCAUUAGGUUUUCAUUUCCACCCAAUGAAAUGCAUAUCAUGCAUCAUAUCGCAUGAGACAUAUAUUACGAGAGAGUGCUUUCCUCCUCCAUUCUGUCUAGUUCAAGCUCCUAUUUGGUUUUGCAUUGCAUCUUUGUCUUCUCCACCUACAAAGUUUCACCGCUCUUUAUCGACGAACGCAUUUUUCCAUCAUGACUUGCUUAAUUACGGCCCUCAUCGGAGUACAUCAGCACUCCCCUUCUUUCGCUCUAUAUUAAAGCCCAUAAUAAACAAGCAUCAGACCACUAACGUGCCUUUGCACUGUCACCCAUGUUCACCUGACUGUCUUUUAUAUUUAAGACCCGGUUCCUCCUUCGGUUCAACCUGCUGUAUUCAUUUUGAAUUGAAAGAAAUCCUUAUGUACAGCUCACAUGGACUUCCUCACCAUUUCAUAUCCAAUUCAGAGUCAAAACUUCAGUGUUGUUUGGGAAAGAGUGGAAUUCACUUGUGCUUUUUCUGUUGAUGUAUUAUAGCGAACACUUGUUUGUGUAACUCGCCAAAUCCAUCCUACAAUAACUAGUUUGAUAGAU